Molecule: messenger RNA, 2831 nt
Organism: Aplysia californica (California sea hare)
Lineage: Eukaryota; Metazoa; Mollusca; Gastropoda; Aplysiida; Aplysiidae
Product: CCR4-NOT transcription complex subunit 7
Exons: 6
Coding region: 636-1508 (290 amino acids)
Cellular component (GO): P-body; CCR4-NOT core complex; CCR4-NOT complex
Molecular function (GO): poly(A)-specific ribonuclease activity; nucleic acid binding
Source: RefSeq, a predicted model, not a curated record
GGUAUCAACAGCAGCAAACUGUGCCACACCAUCAAGCUGUACAACAGCCCGUACGACUUGCGCAGCAGCCCGUACAACAACCGCCGCAAGCUGUACAGCUCCCACAAAGGCCUGUGCAACUUCCCCAGCACAUACGCCCUGCUCAGCACCCAGGUUUUCCCCAGUUUUCUCAGUAUCAUCAGCAAUUCCCUGCUUCUCCCAGAUUCCCCACAGCAGCACCAUUUCGACAAGUGCAACAACAGCAGUCUCUGGCUAUCCAUCAGCAGCGUCUACAGCCACAGCAGCAGCAACCGCCACUCCCACCUCAACAGCAGCAGGUUCAGCUCCAGUUACUUCCACGACAACACCUGCAGCAGCAACAGCAGCUAUCGCAGCCCCAGGUUCAGCCCCAACAGCCUCAACAGCAAUUGCAGCAGCCCCGAGGGCAGCAACAGCUAUUACAGCCCAGAGCUCUACAUUUGCUGGCACAGCAACAGGCUCAACAGCAACGGACUCAAAGUGUGCGAGUACCUUUGUACCUUCGCAACCCCGGCCCUCAGAUCCCACGGCCAUUGGCCAUUACCUUGCCAGAAAAGCGGCCAGCUCCGCCAGAGGACGCAGCACCUCCUGAGCCAGCUGCUGAUACAAGCACCAACAUGCCAGCCGUUGUGGAGGAUCAUGGUAUCCGCGACGUGUGGGCCUCCAACAUGGAGGAAGAGUUGAGAAAUAUCAGCCGAGUGGUGCAGACUCACAGAUACAUUGCUAUGGACACAGAGUUUCCCGGUGUCGUCGCAAGGCCUAUCGGAGAGUUCCGCUCCACUCAAGAGUACACAUAUCAUCAAAUGAAGUGCAACGUCAAUCUGUUGAAAAUCAUUCAGAUCGGCUUCACCUUCUUUAAUCAGGCUGGUGAAAGAGCAGAACCUGUUUCAACGUGGCAGUUCAACUUUAAGUUUUGUUUGGGAGAUGACAUGUAUGCUCAGGAAUCUAUAGAACUUUUGAGAAAGUCUGGGAUACAGUUUGAACGACACGAGCGGGAUGGCAUGGACCCCUUUGACUUUGCUGCAGAACUGAUUGGUGCUGGGGUAGUGCUCCAGCCCAAUGUGUUCCUCUCUUUUCACAGUGGUUAUGACUUUGGCUACUUCAUCAAAAUGUUACAAAACCGAGACCUUGAGGAGGAUGAUGAGGAAUUCUUUGCCAAACUUCGACUCCACUGCCCUGACAUUUACGACGUGAAAUACUUGAUGAAGUCAUGCAAGGACUUAAAGGGAGGAUUACAAGAGGUCUCGGAUUAUCUGCAGAUAAAGCGCGUGGGUCCCCAGCACCAGGCCGGGAGUGACAGUCUCCUCACAGGAAUGGCUUUCUUCAAGAUGAGAGAGCUCUACUUUGAGAACAACAUUGAGAGAGAGAAGUACUCUGGCCACCUGUACGGACUAGGCCCAUUUGCUUCCAGCGCUGCUAAUGUGACCAAUGGCGCAUCAUACGGAGAAUAUGACACCACAGACAAUGGAGCCACUGGAGGAGCCCCAUAGAUUCCACAGAUUCACUUGUCUUCAUCUCAUAUCACAUCUUUUAUUUUUACUUUUUUAUUUAAUUUUUCUAAUAGCUUUUUAAUCUUUUCUUAGUAAACGCGUAAGCCUUUUUUUUUCCUGGGUGGAUAGGGAAUGGGAUUCAUUUUGAACUCUGAAAAUAUUUAUGCAUUAACCCUUGAUCAACCAUUAAGAGAUGCUUCAUUUUAAUUGCCUUUUACUGUUGAAAGAUUUGUGUUGACAUCGAUUUUAUUGAGCUGGCGUUCUGCCAUUUUACAGAAUUCUAAUGCCUGUAUGUAAUUUAAUGUUGAUACAAAGAACUUUACGAUCGUCCGGAACUUCUCAUAAUGAGUGAUCAGGGAAAUUCUGCAUUGUAACGGCUGGCCUGGUGUGUGUUCUGCCCAAGAGCAGAAAACUAAAACUAUUUUGGUCAACAGAAGUUUGUUUGGGUCGUCAGUCAUGGCGUAGACUUUCCUGGAUUUGUUCAAGCAUCAUGUGCUCUAGUGUCCCUUUGGGAAUAGAACUACAAGAUGUUCGAUCAGUACUGUUGUCAUCCCUAAUUUAUUUCUUUUCCUGGACAAUGAUAGUCAAACACUUGACUUGAUCGUCUGCCUGGGGCCACAAUGUUUUCAUACCAAGUGCCAGUAUAUUAUUAUAUUUAAAAUUCUCCUACGUGGUUUCUCUAUUCAAUUGUAUCUAUGUUGUAACUUUUUUCUUAUAGCGUCACAGUUUAUAUUGUCCAUAAAAGUACCAUCUUUUUCUCUAUGUGGGAGGGAGUAAUGACACAAUUUGUCAGACUUUGUGGUUUAUCCUGCUUUCUUAGAUGUUACUCAGAGUAAAUAAACUGAGAAUUUUCUCUCUGAUUCUUUUCUUUGGAUAACAUUGUGGCCCUACAUGACUUUCAAAAGUUGUAAUGUGCUCGCACCUUUUUUGUCAGAUUUUCCUUUGAAGCAGCUGUGGUGGUUUUGAUGCUUUUUCAAAUGGGAAAAUGACCAAAACUUGGUCGAUUUUGUUUCCACUAGGAUACGCAUGAUAAUGGGAACAAACAUAUGAAGUGUGAAAGUAUCAAGAGUACUCCCUGCUGUUUAUGCUCCAGUUUUCUUUUUCUUUUUUAACUUUUCAGAUUUUCUUCUGUUUAUUUGGAAAAUUAUUUUUCUUUGUACUUAAUUUCCACCCCACCACCCUCCCUCUCUUCAUGUCAUCAUACUCCUCCAUUCAUUUUCCGUACUUGUGGCAGUGCUGGGACUGUUGCCUUGUAUUUCAUUUUUCAUACAUGAAGUUGUCAAUAUGCCAAUUGUCCCAGGAAUAAAAGAUUUGAUGUUUCCA